GGUCCCAUAAAUGAAAAGGUCCAGAGUCUGCGCGCAAAGCCAGCGACCAGAGGCACCAAGACCAGCCAGCUGAGAGGAGAGACCCCCGACACGACCCCGUAACCUCGCCUCUCUCAGCAGGAGUGUCAGGGAGUUGUUAAAGGCACAGCCAUGCUUGCUGCGUGCUUGGAGUUCCUCGGCCUGGCGCUGUGCCUCACGGGCUCCCUGCUGGUGAUGGUCGCCUGCGGGCUGCCGAUGUGGAAGGUGACCGCUUUCAUCGACUCCAACAUCGUGGUGGCACAGACCAUCUGGGACGGCCUGUGGAUGUCCUGCGUGGUCCAGAGCACCGGGCAGAUGCAAUGCAAAGUCCACGACUCGGUGCUGGCCCUGACGCAGGACCUGCAGACGGCGCGGGCCCUGACCAUCGUCUCCGCCGUGCUGGGGGUCGUCGCCCUCACGGUGACCGUGGCCGGGGCGCAGUGCACCAACUGCAUCAAGGAAGAGACGGUGAAGGCGAAAGUGGUGAACGUCGGCGGGGUCCUGUACAUCAUCAGCGGCCUGUUCGUGCUGGUGCCUCUCUGCUGGAUGGCCAACAACAUCAUAGUGGACUUCCACAACCCGCAGGUGCCUCCGUCCAAGAAGCGGGAGAUCGGGGCGGCGAUCUACAUCGGCUGGGCGGCCACCGCGCUGCUGCUGCUCGGCGGGACCCUGCUGUGCUGCUCCUUCUCUCAGGUGGUGAGGGGCGCGUAUCCCAUCAAAUACGCCCCCACCAAGACCAUCACAGUCAAUGGCGACUUUGACAAGAAGCAUUAUGUGUAAAGUCAGAGUUUUUCAUUGGGGGACACUUUGUUUUAGGGCUGAGCCGAGAGAUUUCUGCUGUUAAAGUCUGAAGUGAUGUGCAGGGUCACACUGAGGUGACCCCGAAGACAUUAGAGCACAUUGUGACUGUAACUCUUUUACCAUGCAUGAACUGAAUGUCAUUUCUUUGGGCUUUUUUCAUGCAGCAGAAGUCUAUUUAUGCUCCUAAUGGCUUCUAUACUGUUUUGAUGCUACAAGUGUUGUAAUCAGGUCAUGGUGCAGGUUGGGUCGAGGGUCGAGCCUCAGCUGAAUAUCUGCACAGCUUCACUGUUACUCCUCUGGACUGGUUUUGCUCAGUUCCCACAGUGAACGUGCAGCAGACAGUGGAGCCCGUCAGACCAAUGUGCACUCAUGUCGUGAUCGAAGGAGAACAUUUGCAUUUGAAUACAUGUACAGUGUUUUGAACUUCAUGUCUUUUUUCAAGUCUUUCAAUAGACACAUUUUAUAAUAAAAACAUUUAACUGUC
This is a messenger RNA of Paralichthys olivaceus (Japanese flounder), 1303 nucleotides long. RefSeq names its product claudin 5b (gene cldn5b). The record is from RefSeq and is a predicted model, not a curated record. Lineage: Eukaryota; Metazoa; Chordata; Actinopteri; Pleuronectiformes; Paralichthyidae. Gene Ontology annotation, molecular function: structural molecule activity. Gene Ontology annotation, biological process: bicellular tight junction assembly; cell adhesion. Gene Ontology annotation, cellular component: bicellular tight junction; plasma membrane.